Molecule: messenger RNA, 1041 nt
Organism: Eremothecium sinecaudum
Lineage: Eukaryota; Fungi; Ascomycota; Saccharomycetes; Saccharomycetales; Saccharomycetaceae
Gene: NTR2
Product: Ntr2p
Exons: 1
Coding region: 1-1041 (346 amino acids)
Biological process (GO): spliceosomal complex disassembly
Cellular component (GO): U2-type post-mRNA release spliceosomal complex
Source: RefSeq, a predicted model, not a curated record
AUGCGUCGAAGAAAUAAGAUUAAGCCCAGGUUGCCCAAUCUCUCAAUUUCGGACUCAGAACAGACUACAGAAGGAAGCUCAUCUCAUCGUACACAGAAUACACGAAAUGUGAAUGUUAAAUUAGUUCAUACCAACGACUUUGAUGAUGAUAUUGACGAUAAUACAUAUGAUGCCGAUGGGACUCCCUUUGGAGGGCAGCAUAAUGGUUUAGAGAAGAUUGAGCAGAAACUUAGAAACCGGAAGAAGCAGAUGUUAAAUGUAAUAUCGCAUGAUGAAGACGAAAGUAACGCAGAUGAUAAACACCAGUUCUAUUCAAAGCUUUUCAAGAGCUCCAAUAAGAGUUCCAAUAAAAAGGAUAAAGUCAGUAUUGUCAAUCUAGAAGAUCUUUCUCAAGAAGAAGAAGGAGAAGAAGAUAGUCAAGACGAUGAGGGGCGCAUGUACCCUAGUGAAAAGCAAAUCCAAGCCAUCAAGCAAAAGAAGGCCAUAGAUAGACAGAAAUACAAUACUGAAUCCACUGGUUUCUACAACAGUACGGGUAAGAGUAUCGAGUAUAACGAAAGGGCGUAUGCGAAACUCCUUGACCAGGAUGAUAAGGAAAUCUUAAAUGAUGUACUCAAUAGGGGUAAUAAAGGCCCCCCUUCUGAAAGAGACUUUUCAGAUGGUUCUAAUGACUAUAUUGACAAUGAAAAGCUACCACUAAGCAAGCUAGAGCGUGAAUCUGAAGCUCACCGUCGUAAGAUUGAAAUUGAGAGCGCACUGAACGAUGAUAGCGUUGUCGGAGAUGAUUGGGAGUCGAACCAGCUAAAGAAACUGGCUAACAAAGAUAUAUCUGUUGCGAGGAAACGUCUGCCAGAAUUAGCUGUAUUGGAUGAACGGGAUGAUCUUUGUCUGACAGAAUUAGCAAUCCGUCUAUUACGUAUUAGCCAAGAAGAUCCGAAAGUUGCAGUGGUAGAAAAGCAACUGGGAUUAAUACGGGAAGAAAUAGGAGCAUUAACUAUGCGUCAGAGUGAGCUGAUAACAUUACUGGAUAGACAAGUAUAA